GAGGAAUGUGCCAAAUGCCCCUCCUGCUGGAGCUUCCAGUAUGGGCUCUGGGCUACAAGAGGAGUCUGGGAGGAUGCAAAGCAAUUCCAAGUCCUCCUCACCCUUCCAGGGAACCAGGGAGGGCUUUCGCCUCCAGUCAGCUGCUGGGAGAUGAAGUGCAGAUGAGGAGCUCCCAGGAAGGGAGGAAGAAGAGGCGGGGUUGAAGGAAGGAUGGCUUCUUGGCGCCAGCCCACCUCAGCCUGCAGCUUGCUUGGCUCCCGCCCUGCAGUCCUGGCGCUCCCGUCUCCACCGACGACCCCCUGAGGCCACGAAGAAGAGGCCCUGACCCUUCCCCGUCUCAGAAGAGGGGGCCUUAUCCUGUGCUGAAUUUCUUCCUCAGUCGCUCAGGCUCCCCCCUGGCUUUCAACCGGCCACCAUGACCGUCAAGUUGCGCUCGGGCUUCUACGUGGGCAAAAAGUCCGCCACGCUGCUGGCGCUGCUCUUGGCCGCGCUGCUUUUGGCGCUGCUGGUGCUGGCUAUCCUGUACGGGCGCUGCGCGCAGGAUUUGGAAGGGAGAGGCGACGAGGCGGCGGCGGCGGCGGCGCCCCCAGACCAGGCUCCCGCCAGCGCCGACCCAUCUGCGCGGCCGCCCGGCGCCUGGGACGCCUGGCGCCUGCCGGGGGACUUGGAGCCGGUGCACUACUCGCUGCUGCUGUGGCCGCACCUGGCGCCCGGCCUGCCCGAGCCGCGCACGCACUCGGGGCAGCUGAACCUCACCGUGCGGUGUCUCCGCGACACGGACGCGGUGCUGCUGCACAGCGUGGGGCUCGCCUACCAGCGCGCCGCCGUCUGGGGGCCCCUGACGGGCGCCGCCGCCGCCGCCGCCGCCACCGCCAACGGCAGCAGCAGCAGCAGCAGCGUCGGCGUGGCCGAGCUGUGGGAAGCGCCGCGGAACGAGUACGCGGUGCUGGAGUUGCGCGCGAACCUGAGCGCGGGCGCCCUCUACGAGCUGCAGCUCGCCUUCCGGGGCAAGAUCCAGCACGAGCCGGAGUUCCACGGGCUCUUCGCGAGCACCUAUAAGGACGAAGGAGAGAGCAGGUAGGUAUGCGGUUCCGGGCUUGCUUCCCAGAACCCUCCAAGUGCCGAAUUUGCAGAAGCUGUCCAGGUUUCUGGUUUGAUCCCGGAACGUCCCGCUUUUCCUUAAAAGGUAAAGGGAGCCCUGACCAUUAGGUCCAGUCGUGGCCGACUCUGGGGUUGCGACGCUCAUCUUGCUUUAUUGGCCGAGGGAGCCGGCGUACAGCUUCCGGGUCAUGUGGCCAGCAUGACUAAGCCGCUUCUGGCGAACCAGAGCAGCGCACGGAAACGCCAUUUACCUUCCCGCCAGAGCGGUACCUAUUUAUCUACUUGCACUUUGACGUGCUUUCGAACUGCUAGGUUAGCAGGAGCAGGGACUGAGCAACAGGAACUCACCCCGUCACGGGGAUUCGAACCGCCGACCUUCUGAUCAGCAAGUCCUAGGCUCUGUGGUUUAACCCACAGCGCCACCCGCGUCCCCCGCUUUUCCUUAGGACGUCCCUAUUUCCAUCAGGGAAAUGUUGGAGGGUAUGGUAGGAUGUCUUUGCUUUCAUUGGAAGGUAUGCAAUUAUGUGGCCCCCGAACCAAGGAGAUAGGGAACUAUACAGCCUUUGGAAGACACCUGAAGGUAGCCCUGUAUAGGAAAGUUUUAAAAUGUUUAACAUUUUAUUAAGUUUUUAUAUACAGUGGUGCCUCGCAAGACGAAAUUAAUCCGUUCCGCGAGUCUCUUCGUCUUGCGGUUUUUUCGUCUUGCGAAGCACGGCUAUUAGCGGCUUAGCGGCUUUAAGAAAAAGGAAACAAACUCGCAGGAACUCGCAAGACGUUUCGUCUUGCGAAGCAAGCCCAUAGGGAAAUUCGUCUUGCGGAACGACUCAAAAAACGCAAAACCCUUUCGUCUAGCGAGUUUUUCGUCUUGCGAGGCAUUCGUCUUGCGGGGCACCACUGUAUGUUGGAAGCCACCCAGAGUGGCUGGGACAACCCAGUCAGAUAGGUGGCGUAUUAUUAUUAUUAUUAUGGAAUAGGACAUCCUUAUUUUCUUCAGAGAAAUGUUGGAGGGUAUGCCUUACCCCUCUGAUGGAACUAACAGGGGAGAGUUGCAUGGGAGGAAGCGUUGAACACUUUCCCUGAGCCUGAGGCCCACGGGUUUAGCACAGGCCUUCCGACUCAAUUUGGAACAAUGGUGGUGCCUGUUUAUAUUUGGUUAUUUGCCCCAAUGCCAUUCCUUCUGUCUUCCAAGGAGGAUGGGAUCUCCAAGUGGUCUUGCAUCCAGACACAGCGAUGAUUCUUGAUCCAAUGUGCGUGACAUGCCGACACCUUUUGCAGUAGAGCCUGGAUUUUUUUAAGCAGAGGUUGGAUAGCCAUCUUGUCAUGGAUGCUUGAGCUGAGAUUUCUGCAUUACAGGGGGUUGGACUAGAUGACCCUUGGUGUGCCUUCCAACUCUUAAAGUUCUGUGAUUCUAUUAGAGCAAAUGGGGCACUGCUCCAGCAACCUCAGUCUGGCUUCAGCCCCAGGCCCCACCAUCCUGCCUUCUUGCUUGCUGCCAGUGAGGGGGUUGUACUGCUUAUUGCUUUCCUCCUUUUGCUUCUCCUCAGUCUCCAAAUUGCUCUUAUUGGACUUGUUGCAGGGAAGAGGAGGGGACCAACAUGAGUUGGGUCUGCCUAUCAUUGGCUCUAACUGCCUAUCACUGGAUUCCUCCUACUUUUGAACCACCCUGCCUUCCACCAGCCCCACUGGACAACUGCAGUAUUGGAGACAGGGGGGAAUUAUUAUUAUUAUUAUUAUUAUUAUUAUUAUUUUAAAUUUGUAUACAGUGGUACCUCUGGUUACAAACGUAAUUUGUUCCGGAGUCCAUUCUUAACCUGAAACCGUUCUUAACCUGAGGUACUACUUUAGCUAAUGGUGCCUGCUGCGCCGCCACCUCUUGAUUUCUGUUCUCAUCCUGAGGUAAAGUUCUUAACCCGAGGUACUAUUUCUGGGUUAGCGGAGUCUGUUACCUGAAGUGUUUGUAACCCGAGGUGUUUGUAACCCGAGGUACCACUGUACUACCCUUCAUGGACAUGUUCAUAUCUGACACAAUUGUGCAAGCAAGUGUAGUGAUCUAGGAUGAGAGUUUGAAACUUGAAAAAGCACGUAACUUUAAACAACUUCCCAUAUGGUAACUUCAGAAUCCUGAUUGCAUUGCCAUGCAAUAUGCUGACACUUCAGUUCCCUGAAUUAACUUGAGUCCCUUUUCAGUGUUGUGUUGUGCUGUUGCCUGAAGGAUGUGAUUCUCCUGCAAUGAUGCUCUAACAGGCUGCCUGUUCUCCUCUUCCUCACAGCUGUUCUGUCCUUCAUAGCCCAGGCUUAGACUUUUUAAAGCAAACUCUGUACAAUGAUUUUUGGGAAGAAUGGUCUAGUCUUGUCAGGAAAGCAGAUUUAAUUCACACUUCUUGUAAGCGAGGGGUGGACUUUCGUGAUCUAUGGAAAUAUAAGCAAGGCCAAAAUUGGGCGCCCCAAAAUGGAUCUUCUUAAUUAUGGAUCUUCUAAAUCUUCCACCCGCUUGGCUUGGCAUCCUGCAUUGUCCUGCAGCAUAAAUAAUCAUUUCUACUUUGUCACUUACUCUUAAAGUCCAAGUGGGGUAUAAAUGUGCUUAUGUGGAAAUACUAAUAUAUAUUGUGAGUCAACGUGAGCUAUUUAACUUGAGAAGAGCAUUUUUCUCAGUUUGGGGUUCAGUAGAACCGGUUAAUUUCUCCCAACACACAGGAAAACAGAAACAAAAGGACUUCUGAGUCUGUCCCAAUGUAUAUAUUCCUUCUAGUAAAGCCGACUACUCCUUCCCUGACAAUGGCUAACCCAAUAGCUUUCACUUCUUAAGCUGUUGGGUGUGCUUGUAACUUACCGUAUUUUUCGCUCUAUAACACGCACCCGACCAUAACACGCACAUAGUUUUUAGAGGAGGAAAACAAGAAAAAAAAUAUUCUAAACGAAACAGUGGAUGUAUGAUUUUUGUGGUUCAUGCUGUGGCCACAGACAUAUGAUCUGACGGUGAGUUUGGGGUAGCCCAAUGCAAAAAUCCUGAGGAUCCAUGUGGAUCCGUGCUUUGUAACCACGUUUUUGCACCACUGCGGCCCCAGGCAACAGUGGGUGCGUGAUUUUUUUGGUGCAAGCUGUAGCCAUGGACAUGUUAUGUGAUCUGAUGGUGAAUUGGGGUGACCCAGUGCAAAAAUCCUGAGGAUCCAUGUGGAUCCGUGCUUUGUAACCAUGUUUUAAGUGGGGAGGGAAGGAAAAGCACUCAAGGGACAAGGAACACGCGUGUGGUGGGUGGAGAAGGAUGCUGUUAAUAAUGCAGAAGAGGGGUAUAAGAGGAGAAGGCUCCUCUCCUCUCCCGCUUUGCUCCUUUAAAGGCUCUGCUUCUCUCCCUCCUCCCCGGCUCGCUGAAAAACUUUGCUGAAAAACUUUGCUGCUAUUAAGCCAGCUGAGUGGGGAGGAGAGAGGGACUUGCUUUGAAACAGCAAAGCGGGAGAAGAGCCGCUGAGUGGGGAGGAGAGAGGGACAGAGAGCCUGCUUGCUUUAAAGGAGUAAAGCGGGAGAGGAGAGGAGCCGCUUACAUGAGUCCGGAGCUGUUUUUUUCAGUGAGCCGGGGAGCUCACUAAAUAGCAGCAAAGUUUUUCGCAAGCAGGCUCUCUGUCCCUCUCUCCUCCCCACUCAGUGGCUCUUCUCCCGCUUUGCUGUUUCAAAGCAAGCCACGGAGGAGGGAAGGAAGGGGAACCAUGGAUCCUCUGCUCACGACUGCAGCAGAUCCCCCCGCCAUCCAUAGGCAUUCGUUCCAUAACACGCACAGACAUUUCCCCUCACUUUCUAGGAGGAAAAAAGUGAGUGUUAUGGUGCAAAAAAUACGGUAUUUUAAAAACUGCACACAGCUCCAGGGAUCAGGUUGUAUAACUGCUCUUGCAUACCACUAAGGUUGGGGUUGCAUGUGGAAGUUUGUUUCCACACACAUGACCGGAUCGGGGCUAUCUUAUUUUAUUUAUUACAUUUAUAAAUAACUACCCAGGGCAGUUUAUACAUAACUGAUAAAACAACAAAAACUUCUAAAAACAAUACCAAUACAAAUCCAGACUGGGAUUUUAAAAAAACACCAAAUCUCCAUUUUUAAAAGUCUUGUUUAAAUAAGAAAUUAGAUAGCCAGAUAGACAGCAGAGAUGGUGCCUGUCUAGUAUUUAAUGUGGGGGGGGGUUCCAAAGAGUAGGGGCCCACACUAAAGGCCCAAUUCCUCCUUAUAAUAUGGUAUCCACAGGAGGAUUGAGGAUAUAUGAGCUGAGGCAAUCCUUUAUGCAUCCAGGUCCCAGGCCAGGGGCUCUGGGGGGGGGGGGGGGUAAAAAGUUUGAAGCAGCGGGCUGGGCCCCCUCAAUAUUUUGCUGCUGUAAUGGGCUGCAACAGGCCCCACUAUGCCUACCCCCAGCCACAGCAGGCCCCAUCAGGCCUUCCUGUGGGUGUGACGGGCCCCAUUGGGCCCUCCUGUGGGUGCGACAGGCCCUGUCAGGCCUACCUGCAGCCACACCGGGCCCUGUCAGGCCACCCCACCACCACGUAAUGUCAAAGUUGGGUGGAACCCAGUGCGUGUGUCCCAGUAAUAAUAAUAAAAUAAUUUAUUAUUUAUACCCCGCCCAUCUGGCUGGGUUUCCCCAGCCAUUCUGGGCGGCUUCCAACAGAACACUAAAAUACAAUAACCUAUUAAACAUUAAAAGCUUCCCUAAACAGGACUGCCUUCAGAUGUCUUCUAAAAGUUUGGUAGUUAUUUUUUUCUUUGACAUCUGGUGGGAGGGCGUUCCACAGGGCGGGUGCCACUACCGAGAAGGCUAUUUCCCUGUAACUUGGCUUCUCGCAGCGAGGGAACUGCCAAAGGGCCCUCGGCGCUGGACCUCAGUGUUCCAGGUUGUACAGAGCUUUGUAUACCAACCUCAGCCUGGGCCAGCCUCAAGGGCAGAUUGCAUUGAAGUAAUCCCACAGGUUACCCUCUCAUGAAAGACUGUUCAUCCUGGUGCAGAAACCACAAAGCUGGUAAAAGGGAUUCCCAGCCACUGAGGUCUCGUGGGCCUCUAAUGACCGAGAUGGAUUCAGGAGCAUCCCCCAGACUACGAGCUAUUGACUUUAAACUUAUUCGUAUUCUCAAUUUAGGUGGUUGGUCGCAUCGCACCUAGAACCGGCAGAUGCCAGGAGGGUUUACCCAUGCUUUGAUGAACCUGCAAUGAAAGCUACCUUUAACAUCAGUAUUGUUCACCACCCAAGCUAUAAAGUACUUUCCAACAUGCCGAUUAAGGGUAAGUAAGGGAAUGUGGGACUUUCUAAUUGUGUGGUGGGACCCGUUAGUAAUGGCAGUGGUACUAGGAUUAUUAAUAUUGUUGCUAUUAUAGUUGCUGCAGCCAGGAUUGGAAAAAUCCCAGGUGCCCAGAUCAUCUAGGUGCCUAAAAUUUUAGUGCUGGAACCUAGGAAUCUGAUGAAACCCCGGUUGGCCAUGGCAUUUUUUACACAGGAAACAAGAGUACAGCUUGACUAUUAGAUCUAGCGGUCACUAUAUAGAAGGCACCCUUAGACUUCCAUUCUGAACAGAGCAAAUUUGCCAUAAUAUUCAGUAUUAAUGCCUAUAAUAAUUGUUCUUUUAUAGAUGUAUCUGAGUAUAAAGAUGUGAAUGAGAGCACAUUGAGUACUUUGAGUAAUGGGACUGCACUGAUGAACUGGACUGUCACAACAUUUGAAACAACACCAAAAAUGUCCACAUAUGUCACUGCUUUUGCGGUCUGUAACUUUGAUUAUGUCACCACAGUGGAGAGGGGCAAUGAGGUGAAUAAGUCUGCUGAAUUUAUUAUAGACUUUAGCAGCAUAUACUUGCAUUUAUGAGUGAAUUAUGUGUUGCGCAAUAUGCACUGAUGUUUAAAUUAUAGUAUAAGAUUAAAUGGUUUUUUUAAAAAUAAAUUGCAUCCUGAAAACUAAUAUGCUACAUCUACUCCCGUCUCCCACUUUGUCAAUCUUAUUCAGAACAGGGUUACUCCAGAUCAGGUUUUGUUUAAGCACAGUACAACUAGAUUCUUUAGUGGAGAAACAUUAGUUUGUUAGAAGACUGCUUUCCACACGCCAGCCCACCUUUGGAAUAGGGUUCUCUUACUAGAACAUCAUUCACAACGUGUAGGCACUGCUGUCCCAGACUUGGUUUACCAGAUGAACCAGAUCUAGCUGGCGUGCUGGAUGCUCCUCUCCCUCAUUCCGUGCAGGCCAUCUUUGAGAGGUGAGUGGGACCACCCACCUGUCAAUCACCUAACAUUAAGAGGGCAGGUGACUGAUAGCUGUCAAAGUUCAAAUGAGGUUGCUGUAACUAUUAAAUCAGUGAUUACAGGGAACUCCUUGGAGAUAUGCUUUUAGCACCAGUCGGCUGACUGGUGCUGGGAGUGCUCCUUUAAAGAUUUAUUAAAUUGAUGUAAUCCCAUUUAAAAGGCUGUCAGUCUGGGCCAGGGGUCUGCAACCCGCGGCUUCGUAGCCGCAUGUGGCUCUUUUACACCUUUGCCACAGCUCCGGGGCGGAUACUAGCGAGGGGAGGAGGCGCAUUGUGCGCCCUGACACUCCCCACUGUGGCGGGCGCUGUACUGGCUGUGACGUCGCAUGGGGGUGGUGCGUGCGUUAGUCAUGCACCAUCCCGACGUCACCUUCCCGCCCGCCUGCUACAUUGUAAGGGGCACGUACGCUGGUCACUGCAUUGAAAGGGGGCAUGUACGCUGGUCACUGUUUUGAAGGGGAGUGAAGAACACACACACACAAAAAGGUAACUUGUUAAUUUAACAUUUAUUUCUAUGAGGAGGAGUAAUUCUGAGGGGUCAAACAAAGAAAUAAUUUUAAAAAGUGACAAAAAAGUUAUUUUUAUAAUGACGAGUUUUGCAGCUCCCAGUUUUUUUUUCUUCGGAAACGGGUCCAAGUGGCUCUUUUUGUCUUAAAGGUUGCAGACCCCUGGUCUGGGCCAUUAUAUCAUCGUAGAAUCAUAGUGUUGGAAGAGAUCUUGAGGGUCAUCUGGUUCAAACCUCUGCAACGCAGGAAUCUCAGCUAAAGCAGCCCACAGCCUCUCGUGGGACUCUGUCCCACUGUCUGUUUUACCCAAACUGCCCAUGCAGAUUUGUCUUGUCAUCUGCAAAAUGGGCAGAACAGUUUAGGAUCUACACCAGUGUUUCCAAAACUCGUGUCUCCAUUAUCCCUAGCUAGCAGGACCAGUAGUCAGGGAUGAUGGGAAUUGUAAGUCCAAAAACCACUGGAGACCCAAGUUUGGGAAACACUGAUCUACACUAUGGGGGAAAGAGUAAGAUGCUUGUGUUUCUGGGCUUUUCAUUUUCCAAGGUCUUUAUCAGUGCUUGUGUUGUCUAGCUAAGGACAACCUUGUCUGUAGCAGACUACUGAUUAUAUAAAGUUUCACUCAUGAAGUCUCAUAUCUCUAACCAUUAAGCAGCUAGUACUCCCAUUUACCCAAAUGUCUGAUAAUCCAAAAUAUUAACAGAAUGCACCAAUUCAGAAGGCUCCAUUCCAUUACCCCUUCUACAGAAUUUUGCCCUGCCCAUCAAGAGUCAGGCAGCAUUCUGUGGCUGCUUAGCACACUCGUACCUUCUCACUUAUUUAACUCAGUGCAGAUUUUUAAGUUGAUUGGUGACUGGCUGCAUGUAAUCCAGGUGAUAAAUGGUUCUUGCAAAUUGUAGUCACGACAAACAUUGUGUGGAGCAGGCACACAAUGCUUUUCAAGUGACUGCUUAUGUAGUCCUGGAUAACACAGAAAUGAAUUCAUUGGUGUGUCGAUUGUCAAAUGUUUAACUGACAUGGAGCGUGCACAAACCUAGCAACCGUUUCCCUUUUCCUUUCAUCCUGCAAACUCAUCCUUUUGUUUGGAAUAAUACAUGGCACAACUGCAUGCGGAUGUGGGAGCAAUUAAGCUUUUAAAGAACAAGACUUUCAGGGUGCAUGAUGUCAUGGAAGAAAAUGUGGUGGUCUGCAAAGGAUAAGGCAACCUGAACAGAGGUCUAAAAUGCAAUGAAGUUUUAAGGAAUUCUGCUAAAUAUCUGUUUUCUUUUUUCUGAAAGUCACUGUGCAAAUUCAUGGCCACUGAAGAAGGCUUAAUGAUAUGAAACAGAUUUUCAUCACUUGUCCAAAAUAACCAUUUCUGUGCAUAUUCAUAGAUACGCAUUUGGGCUCGGAAGGAUGCAAUUAAAAAUGGAUCUGCUGAUUAUGCUUUAAAUAUCACUGGACCAAUCUUUUCAUUUAUGGAAGACUUACUUAACAUCAGUUACCCUCUUUCAAAAACAGGUAUUCUUGCUUGCUUCUUUUUUAAAAAGAAACAACCUCUUAAAAUGUUUAAAACGGACAAAAUUGUUUUUGCUUGGAAUCAUGUGAUACGUCCCCGGAAAUGCUUUUUUUCUUCUGACUUUGAAUUAGAAAUCCAUACAGUGUUUGAGGAACAGCUGUUCUAAACAAAAGGCAUAACAUUUCUGUGACCCUGAAAUUAACUGGUUUAUUGUGGUCUGAGCUGUCCGAGACAGCCUACACCUUAGAAUACACUAUUUGUUUUAUUGUAUUUUUAAGACUUACACCCUGCUGUUCCAUCUAAAAUAUCCCUGAAGUGGCCAUCAACAGAUAAUAAUAAUAAUAAUAAUAAUAAUAAUAAUAAUAAUAAUUUAUUAUUUAUACCCCACCCACUCUGGGCAGCUUCCAUAGAAACCAAAAAUACACUAAAAUAUCACACGUUAAAAACUAAAUCUUCAGUUGAAAGCUUUGGUGGUGGGGCAGCUAAGAGAGAUGUGGUGAGGGUGUGAUAUUAAUGUCUCUCCCCAGCUCUCUGGUUGCCUCUGCUACUGCCCUUAGGAACCUGUGAGAAACCAAGAGUAGAGGGCCGGUGCCUUCAGGAAGCCCACAAACAGGGCUUGAAGGCAUCUGAUUGGCCACACUGCACAAAGGUGGACCUGAGACCUGAUUAAGCAGGUAUCUUUUUAUGUUCUUUUGUACGAAUACUUCCUUGUUUUUUUGUUAUUAAAAAACACAGAGCAUGGAAAAAACCUACAUGGGGGCGGGGUGGGGGGAAAGCUCCCAAUAGUAUUUACAGUCAUACCUUGGGUUACAGACGCUUCAGGUUGCAUUUUUUUGGGUUACGGACCAUCGAAAUCCAGAAGUACCGGAAUGGGUUACUUCUGGGUUUUGGCAGUUGCGCAUGCGCAGAAGUGCCAAAUCGCACUUUGCGCAUGCGCAGAAGCACUGAAUCGCAACCCGCAUCUGCGCAGAUGCACCGCUGCGGGUUGUGAACGCUGCGGGUUGCGAAUGUGCAUCCCGCACGGAUCACGUUCGCAACCCGAGCGUCCACUGUACUAGGUUUCUUUUCAUGCCAAUAUUUUUUUUAAAAUAAUAUUUAUUAAAAGUUUAAAGAUUACAAAAAAGGAAAGAAAAAAAAGAAAAAAUAAACAAUACAAAUCAAUACAUUGCUAUACAUAAAAAAAGAAAAAAGAAAAGACACAAUACAUCAAAACAAAAGCAAAAGCAAAAACAAUUAAAAACACAUCCAAUAUUUCCAUAUCUUUGUCUUUCAUUAACUUGUUUCAUCAACCUCCUCGCACCUCCCUUUUUUGUGUUCUAGUUAUUAAUUAUUUCAGCAAAUCCUUUCCAUCUUUCACUAUUUUCUGUCAUAUAAUUGUCAUAAUUUGUUUUAACCUUAUCUUACCAUUAAUACCCUAAAACUUAUUUGUACUUAACUCCUUAUAACAUUUCUACUAAAGCUGUGUAAUUUCAUUCCAACAUUUUUCUAACACUCAUUAAUUUUACAAUGUUUCUAUAAAUAAAUUUUAAACUUUUUCCCAAUCUUCUUCCACAGUCUCUUCUCCUUGGUCUCGGAUUUUGCCAGUCCUUUCUAUCAAUUCCAUAUGGUCCAUCAACCUGGUGAUCUUCUGUCCGAGGCUCUUAACUCUUUUCCAUGUCCCUUCUGCAGAUCUUCUUCAUAUUUAUACAUGCACUUUACUUUAUCUUCUGCUGAUCUUAUUCUUAAUUUCCUUCCUUUGGCACUGAGGAGUAGAUCUCGGGGAAGCUCCAACCUAACAAUGUCUUUAUUCCUUCUUGACAGAUCAGCCCAUUCUCCAUAGUCAAAACUAGAGUCCAAAAGAUAUUUCAGGACAUGUUUCAACUGGCUUUCUCUAAAUUCAAUCGUAGAAGGCAACAGCUUAUAUUCAUCAAAUUGUCUCUGUAAGACUGGGGCUCUUUCCACUUGUAUUACUUGAGGUUCUACAACAACUUUGUCCCUCGUCUUCUCCACAACUUGCCGUGUCGAAGUAGAUUCCUGAAUCGAUUCCUGAGUAGUUUCCGUAUAGAUAUUCACUUCUUGUCCCAAAUCAGUCAUUUUUUGUCCCAAAUUAUCAAUUUUAAUAGUCAUCACAUCGAUCUUCUCAUGAAGCUGUUCCAAUAAAGCACUUAUCUUGCAAAAUGCAAUCACUAAGGCUUCUUCUGUCGACAUUCUUGUCCAAGGUCAAUCUCUGAUUCUCACGGUCUUUUAUCUCUGCAGCUGGAAAAUUCCCCAGCUCCACUCCUGCAACAGUUUCAAAAGCUCCCUCUAGAGGAAACAAUUUCUAUUUGUAUCCGUCCUUUUAAACGCAGAUCUAGCAACAAAGUUAGUUUCAAUCUUUCAGUUACUUUUGCUCCUUUUUGAGUGCAAAAGGAAACAAUGGAAACAAUAUAUUUCUCUUAUUUAACUAUCUGUCAACGUAUGUUUUAUUCACAGUCAAUGAACUUUCCCAAAACUUCGAUCUUACGGGCAGCCCGUUCCCAGGUUCAAAACGGUGGUAAUUUGUCUUUCUUUACUCUCUCUCCUGCAGGCUUAGGCGAUCUAAAAUUCCCCCCCUCUUCUCCUGCUUCCAAGGGGGGGUUUAAUAAUUUUAACCGAUGGAAAUUUAAUCCUUUACAAAAGGCUCUCCAAGACUUUAGCUUGCAGCGUCUUUGCUCAAUCUAUUUACAAAAGAGGAAGGCGGACUUCCUGUUUGAAACCUUCCCGUUUCAGUGCCGAAUUAAGAUGUUUAAAGAUCCAAUUUUCCGUUUUACUCACGGGUAGUUGUUUAAAGUCCAAUUGUCUACAGGAAAAAGUCAGCGCUCUCCGGCAAUGGCAAUGCGGCUUCACUCCAUGAAAGAAGCAGUUGAUUCGAAGCACUGUGCCGCUCACCCCACGUCGCUCCGGAUCCCGAAACCGGGUUUCCCCGCGAGUAGGGGAGGUGCAAAAGGUGCCAGCCGAAUCCCACGUCCACAGGCUUCUCCCGCCUGUGGUUUUUAGUGGGUCUCCGCCUUCAUCGUGGCGGCCAGACCCUGAUUUCCACGGAGCGGAUUCCUCCCGAUCAGAGGAAUUCCUCCAUUGCCGGAGGCGCUAACCCGGAAUUCCCCUCUUUUCAUGCCAAUAUUGUCAGCGACUGAAAAUCUUGGGAAAUGGCAGAUUAAGCCAAGAGCACUCAUGUAAACAUAUGAAUUGUGAAAUUGUUAAAGCUUCUCCUUUUUCUCUUUAUUUAAACCAAUCUAGAUCUGCUUGUGCUACCUGAUAUGGGAGCUGGUGCUAUGGAACACUGGGGGCUAAUGACUUUCCAGGAAAUAUCCAUGUUGUAUCACCCAGAAGAUAAAUUCUCACUCCAGAAGUAUUGGAUUUGCAAAAUUAUUUCCCAUGAGAUAGCACACCAGGCAUGUGGUAAAAUCUUCUGCACUUUAAUCUAUCUUAAAAACAAAGGUGUUAUUUUCGAAGUAGCUGUAGCUGCAAUAGUGGCAAUUUAAUGUGAAAAUAAAUCCUGAGAACUGCCAAGUGUCUGGAAUCGGUCAUCAGGAGUACAGUUCCUGGGCAAGUGGAAGGCUCAAACAGCAUAUCACUGACUGAAUACAUUUUUAGAGUUUUAUAGAUAAUUCCAUAGAACUAACAAAUAAUAAAAGUGAACCCUGGCAUGACCUUUAAAAAGCCCAUAAUCUAUUUGGGUGUCUGUGUUGAGAUUAACAUAAACAAUGUGGAGAGUUUUUUCAACAGACUGUUCACUGAAAAAAAGGUCACUGGUAUAUUGAGUACAUUUACCGGUACUCACUUUUGCUUUCUCUCAGAGCCCUUAGAUCAUGUAUGGGGGACCUUUGGGCCUUUGGAUGUGGCUUAAAUAUGGCUCCCAUGUAACCUGGCCAUUGGCCAUGCCUGCUGGUGCUGAUGCAAGCAGUAGUUCAGCAGCAUCUGAAGGGCCAAAGCUUCCCACGUAUGACUUAGGUAAAUGUUGCAGAAAUGCAAGCAAUUACUUGCACUUCUGCCAGCACACCAGAAUUGUCCUUUUGACCUAUGAGGCUUCCUGUGGCAUUAUGCUGUUUAACAAGAUGCCGUUUAAGAGACCACAGCUAAAAGUAAGCCCCCCUAAAUAGCAUUUUUGGGCCGCAAAAGAGAAGGGGUACAGUGCUAAUGGCCCCUGCUCUAAUUAGCAACACAGCUAUAAUCUAGUCCCAGUAGAAGUGUAGGAGGAUAAGUGAAGCACACAAGAACCACCUUUCUGGUUCAGUUUAUAGUGCAUUUGUCCCAGCAUUUUGCUUCCAAUAGUGGACAGGAAGGAAUAUACAGGAGCUCAUAAGCAAGACAGGAAAGUGGUGACCUUCUCAUAUUGUUUGUCCCUAUUACCUGAUACUCAAGAGAUUUUUUUUUUUUGCCUGCAAAAUAUGCCUGCAAAUAUGGAGGUUUAACUGUCAUGGCUAGUCUCCAUGAAGUUCCCAGCCAUGUUAAAAAAUAAUUCAUACAUUUAGUGAUUUCCAUAAGUUCAUUGUGCAUUGUCCCUUUGAGCUUGCAGUCGGGCAGCUUGUAAUAGAUCCCAUUCCUUGAAAGCUGAAUGUAGUAUGCAGCUAUGGGUAUGCAGUGCUUUUUUGUGAUGGUACUCACUGAUAUGGAGUACCGGUACCUCAUUUGUUUAAAGGGGGAGGGGGAAGGAAGUAACAAGGGGAAGCACAGAAGUGGGAGCAAGAAAGGAACAGCAGGGAACAUUGUCACAUUUGUUUAGCACCAGACUAUUUUUUUGCUAAAAGCCUAAAAAGGAGUACUUAAUGAAAGCAUGUAAAAUAAGAUACUGGAUCAAAACUUGAUUGAUUAGCAUUUGCUCUACAAAUCCGCAAACAUAUAUCAGAUUAUUAUAAACUUUAAUACCAAACAAACCUUUUGACACUCCAGUAUAUGCUUCUGCUUAUGUUGUUAAGCAAAUCUAUUUUUUCCUGUUGUGUUUCCCAUUGACUUGUUUUUCUUUUCCUUAUGAGUUAAGUGAUAACAGUUUUAUGUAAAGUGGUGUCUGAAAAAAGUGUUUGUAAACUGGGGGAACGCCAUGCUUUACACGCUUUAUCCUGACAAGAUUAACAGGGUGGUAAAGCAUAAACAUACCUCUUUUAAAUUAAAGUAGAAAAAGGAUCAAGGCAGUGGGUGGGAAGGGUAAAGACCUGACCCCAAAUUGCUGCUUUUUUACAUUUCAAGAGAAGUCUCCAUUUCCAUUUCAAUAGAAGCCUCCAUUAGUGCUUAUAGGAACUCAUCUGGAAAUGCAUAUAGCAGUUGGCAGGGGGAAAGUUAUGUAAUUUUCUCAGUAGCAGGUCAGGCAAGGUGGCAUUGCUCAUCUGCCUUCCCAGUACUGAGCAUCACUGCUGCUUCCUGAGAGGGGAGAUCCAGGGAGCUCAGGGUGAUGCUGGAGAUGCAGCAGAGCCAAUCUGGUGCUUCCUGCUGCCGUGCCUGCACCGCAUUCAGCUCCCCUGCACCUCUCAGGAACCAAUAAUAACACUCAGUGCUGGGAAGGCAGGUGAGUAGUGCAGCCUUGUCUUCCAGACCGUUAUGGCUUCCUCCUCAUUCCACGUGGUUCUGCUGUUUAAAGACAUACAAAUUCAUUGCAUUCGCACACUUGAAUGCAUCACACUUAGAGAGAAUUCUAUUUGGUUAUGUUAUCAAACCCCAGAAUGGAUUUUUAGUACUUUAACUGCUGAUUUCUAUCUUUGUAGCUUUUCUAAAAUGGCAUCGUCCCAGUGCUUUUUUUCCUGGGGGUACGCAUACCCCUAAACAUUUUGUGAAUCUAACUUUGGCCUCAUUGAGGGGCAGUAUUUCAAUAUGAGUAGGAAAAUGAGAGUACCCCUAAACAUUUUUUUUAGAAAAAAGCACUGCAUCUUCCUAAAUUCAUACAAACCUGUAAACAUUAUAGCAUUCCUUUUUGAUAACGUAUGCCAAUGUGAGACUAUUAACUACAAUGGUACCUUGGGUUACAAACACCUCAGGUUACAGACUCCGCUAACCUGGAAGUAGUACCUUGGGUUAAGAACUUUACCUUGGGAUGAGAACAGAAAUUGUGCGCCGGUGGCCUGGUGGCAGCCGGAGACCCUAUUGCUAAAGUGGUACCUCAGGUCAAGAACAGUUUCAGGUUAAGAACGGACCUCCGGAACGAAUUAAGUUCAUAACCAGAGGUACCACUGUACACUCUUAUGCCUGAUUAUUAGAAGAGCAGUUUGAAAACAAUGCAUUGAAAGACUCUCCUCUUCCUUCUAUUUGAAGUGGUUUGGAAACCUAGUUACCAUGAAUUGGUGGAACGACAUAUGGCUUAACGAAGGAUUUGCAUCUUACUUGGAGCAUCUCGGUACAUAUUACAUAAUGCCCACAAUGCCUCUGGUAGGUGUGAACUAUAUCAUCGUUUAUAUAAAGUUUAUCCAAACUGUGGGAUUGUUUUCAGUCCCUUGAAAUUAAUGGGAUCUGUGCAAUGGUUCUUUCAGGUCUUAGAGGGCCCCAGUUUAGAUCCAGUCUCAGCAUUCUCUUUUCUGCUGCCUCCACCUACUUUCCUGCUUACAUAUGAGCCCCUAUCCACACACUGAACUAGUACAGUCCACGCACAGAUUUGCCACUUCAUCUCACCUUUUUGAGAACUCAUCCAUUAGCUGUCCUAGCAGCCUUACAGUUCUCCAUCAAGGUCAGUAAAGGUAAAGGUAAAGGGACCCCUGACUGUUAGGUCCAGUCACGGACGACUCUGGGGUUGCAGCGUUCAUCUUGCUUUACUGGCCGAGGGAGCCGGCAUUUGUCCACAGACAGCUUCCAGGUCAUGUGGCCAACAUGACUAAGCCGCUUCUGGCGAACCAGAGCAGCGCACGGAAACACCAUUUGCCUUCCCGCUGUAGCGGUACCUAUUUACUUGCACUUUGAGGUGCUUUCAAACUGCUAGGUUGGCAGGAGCAGGGACUGAACAAUGGGAGCUCACCCCAUCGCGGGGAUUCGAACCGCUGACCUUCUGAUCAGCAAGCCCUAGGCUCUGUGGUUUACACCACAUGGACACCCGCGUCCCAAUCAAGGUCAGUAGGUGGCUCCAAAUCCCUUAGCAGAAUCCACUUUUUGAGUCCACGGCUCCCUUGACCAAUUGCAGCACCCCUGUGGUUAUGUCACCCCUUGUCUGCAGAGCUGGCAGCCUUUCACCCUUUUUCAAACACCCUCCCUUGUGGAGCGUCCCCUCAUCUUCCUCCCCUCUCAUUGGAAGUCCUCUGGGCAGCCACUGUUGCCGCUCCUGGUCUCUGAGCUGCCCCCCCUGCCCCAAAGAGAAGUGCCUCCUCACACUGCUCCACAGGGGCCUGGAAAGAGGAUGCCCCCAGCCUUAGUGGCCCAACGGAGACUGGCUGAAGGUGAAUGUGAGGUCAGCAGUGUGGUGUAGUGGUUAAGAGUGGUAGUCUCGUAAUCUGGGGAACCGGGUUCGCGUCUCCGCUCCUCCACAUGCAGCUGCUGGGUGACCUUGGGCCAGUCACACUUCUCUGAAGUCUCUCAGCCCCACUCACCUCACAGAGUGUUUGUUGUGGGGGAGGAAGGGAAAGGAGAAUGUUAGCCGCUUUGAGACUCCUGAAGGGGAGUGAAAGGCGGGAUAUCAAAUCCAAACUCUUCUUCUUCUUACCUUGAGAGGCAGCGGCAGGUGUGGCCAGUCCUGCCAGGCAGAAAGGCUCCCCUUCAGCACCAGGCACUAAGCUCCCAGGCAGGCCUUGCCCACAACAAGCACAAGAAAGGCCAGCGCAGUGCCUGCCUGCCUGCCCAGCUUCCCACUUGUCUAUCCAUUCGCAACAGUAAGGGCUGACGGACUGGCUGGCUGGGCUCCCUUGCCUGCUUACUUGCUUACUCCAAGGCCACCUCAGCUCCUGGCAACUAGCACCCCCUGGCCAGAGGCACCAUUCACUUGGGAAGCACAUUGUAGCCAGGGCUGCUGCAACAAACAGCUGUGCAAGCCUCUGGUAGGCAGAGAUGCGAGAAGGCAUUAGAGGAGGGAGGGAAGGAAAGAGGGACAGAGGUCAGUGUUGCCUGUGGCACCACUGAUCAUCAUUCAAGGCAUCCUAGGGUGCCACGGCACACUGGUUGAAAAACAGCUGCCCUAGCUAAUAAUCAUGCCUUGUAUACUAGGUCAAAGCUGUCUUCUACUGCUCUUUUGCGCUAUGGUAAUACUAUAAACCAUAGGUAUUCUUUUUGUUGAAAUUUUGUGCUAUGUAUUACUGAACUGAUUCACACUAAUUAUCUGUUGCUGUUUAGUCGUUUAGUUGUGUCCGACUCUUUGUGACCCCAUGGACCAGAGCACGCCAGGCUCUGUAAUGCAAUGCUACAUUAUCUGUAGCAGAUGGUAAUUAAAAUUAGGACAUGAUACUGGUUUCCUGACAAUUACAUUUCACAUGCUGGCAUUCCACAAAUUGACUUUCUGCGAUAAGAAUUUCAGCCAAAUACAGAUUUUCUUGAAAGGGGUUAUGAAUGCAAUGACUUGAACGAAGGUUUUUAAAUAGGAAGCCUAUUAAAUGUUUUAUGAAUUAAGUAUAAUUCUCAAAAUAACUUAAAAUGUGGUCUUUUAUUUUUAGGUAAACAUUGCUAUUUUAUGGUUAUUUUCAGGACAACAUCUUUAGUUACAAAGUGGUUCAACCUGUCUUGCGCAUGGAUAAUGAACUACAAAAUCAGUCUUUAUCAGACACAGGUGAUAGACAAGAAUCGGGUGCAUUACUUAAACUGUUUGGUUUAAUAACAUACAAGAAGGUAAAAACAAAAUUUGUAAGCAGUAUAUUAAAGGAUUUUAUCGGUCACAUGAUUUGAAAAGUUAAUAUGAAAUUGUCACUUUUUCAUAACAUGAGAAAGGGAAUUCUCUGCCUCCAUUGAAUUGAAUGGUAAAGCCUUUAUGACAGUUUUCCCCAAGCUGGUGCCUUCUAUGUGUUUUGAACCACCACUCCUGUUGCCCCCAAACUGUUUAGCCAAUGAUCUGGAAUGAUAGGAGGGUACCAGGUUUGAGAAGGCUUCCUGCUGCAUUCGAAGUGGAGUCUGUAUAUCAAAUAGCAGUGUACAGUGGGGGGGGGGGGGACAGACGAGUGGCUCCUAUGCACAGUUAUGUUGGGGCAAGCCCCACUGAGAACAAUGGCAUUUACUUCAAAGGAAGUAUGUAUAGGAUCACACUGUAAGUUAGGUCCAUUCCUUUCAAUCGGUCUGUUCUGAAUAAAGCUUUGUUGAAUACCACCCCAUGUUCCCUUCACCUGUGAGGAGACACAAUAUGUGCCCACAUAUCUAGAACUGGAGAGGGUUUUUAAGGAAGAGAAUGACUGCCCAACAGGUUUGAUGUGGUCAGCAAACUUCAUCAUUGAAUGCCACAAGUGCCUUUUUAUUCUCCAGUCUGUUACUUCUGAUUUGUGAAUUCGGAUCAAUGUGGCUGUUAGGCUGUGUGAGAUAUUUUUACUCUUCUUUGUAUCAUUUGUGAAAAUUACCUUAGUAAUUAUAUAUGCCCAUCCUAAAUAAAGCAUUCUGUGGCAAAAUAGCCACCCACAAGAUUCCAUAUAAAGCCAUAUAACAGUGUGAGAUAUACAAAAUCUCAUCACUUGGAGAUGCAGGGAAUCAUUUUGAAGAAACUGUGUAAUAUAAAAAGACUUUAUAUGGUUUUGCUGCAACAUUCACACAGCUACCCAUCUGAAAACGCCCCCACAACAAUCAAUAUAUUUAAUAAAACUACUGAUUUGAAUGUAAUGUUGGUAGAUUAAUGUCUUGAGUUUCAUGACUUGCAAAGUCUCAUCAUUCUAAAUACAUAAAGAUAAAUCAUCUAUAUCUAUAUCUAUUUUUCUCUCUCUUAGGGGGCUGCCAUCAUCCGGAUGCUGUCCAACUUUGUGACUGAAAGGCUUUUAAUGAAAGCACUUAAUGUGAGUUUCAAAAACAACUUUACCAACAGUUGGAUUCUCGACGACUAUUCAAAAUGUGUUGUCACUGUGAAUUGACUAAUUAUACUUGUUUAAUUACAGUCGUACCUGAAUGCAUUUUCCUUUUCAAAUGCCAACCAGGAUGAUCUGUGGAAUCACAUUCAAAAGGUGAUUAAAACCAUUAGUGUUUUCGCUGCUGCUCUUGGAAUAUCCAAUGUGGGGGCAUUCUUGGUCCUGUCCUGAAAGGCCUUCGAAGCAGGGCUGUGCAUGGCCUCUCAAUAAGAACUGAGACCCAAUCUGGCACUUUGUGUUGGCCCCAGGUCAAUGUGGGGCCUAACUGACCCGUAUCCAUAUGCCAAAUCAAUUUAGGGGCUAGCUCUAAUGCUUAAUUAGGGUUUUUCAUCCUAGUUUAAACAUGUGGUCAGGAGAGGGCUGGGAGAUGAAUGACCUGUUUGACUCUGCCUGAUGUGAUGUUCAGGGUUCAGCUAAAACCAGUGCACAACACUAGUUUGAACCAACAGUGCUGAACUUACUGUUCAGAUGCUCUGCUAGUUUGGGCUCAGUGAUGAGCAGCACCAAAUACGUUCUGCAUCAAGCCUCUUUGACAUGUUUCCAAGUCAGGUCUUUCCCUGAGCAGCAGCUCAUUUUUUUGAUCUGAUAGUUCAGGUGUGGGGAACCUUUGGCCCUCCAGAUGUUGAACUACAACUUUCAUCAGCCCCAGUAGGCACGUCAGGGAUGCUGCAGUUCAGCAACAUCUGGAGAGCCAAACGUUCCCACAUCUAUGAUAGCUUAUGUCUGGUACGCGAUAUUACCUUGCAGGCAGCGGUUAAUAGCCCAUUUGACACACACAAAAGUCUAUAUGAGUCUCAGUACAUUUAUAUGUCUGUAGUUGUCUACAGUCCUUUCCACCACCAUCUGUGGGCAGUCAUGUGCCUGCAGUCAGCAAAGCAUGGGUGUGUCAGAAAGCAGUGUGUGAAGUGCAGACUAAUCCCACAUGAAAAGUUUCUAUUUACCGUAUUUUUCGCUCCAUAAGACGCACCCAACCAUAAGACGCACCUAGUUUUUAGAGGAGGAAAGGGGGAAAGCCCCGUUUUUUGGGGGGAUCAGCUCACAGUUGUGCAGCUUCUUUUGCAAAGGGGAAAAGCCCCCUUUUUUGAGGAUCAGCUCAAAGUUGUUGAGCUUACUUUGCAAAGGGGAAAAAUCCUGUUUUUAUGGGGUUCAACUCACAGUUCUGCAGCUUCUUUAAGAAAGGAAAGGGAGCCAUUUCUACAGUUUCCAGACAGAUAAUCUAUUCAGCCAGUCACAUGUCACUGGGUAAACAAACAGCCUUCAUCUGCAGAACAUUCAACAAUGGAGGCCUGGGCAAGGGGGCAGGGCCAGAAAGGGAGCCAGCGAUCACCCACACAUUCACUCCAUAAGAUGCACAGACAUUUCCCUUUACUUUUUAGGAGGAAAAAAGUACGUUUUAUGGAGUGAAAAAUACGGUAAUAAAGACUUGGGGAAUAAAGUAGGUGGAGGAAAAGCCCCCACCCCACUUCAAGAACUGCUUAGAUCAGGCAUCCUAUACAUAAUUGACAGUUUCAUCACCCAGGCCCAAUCACAAAUUAGUAUGGUAAUUGGCUUCACUAGGACAAGUUGCUCUGGCAAAUUUGGAGCUCAACAGGGGCCUUUCAUCCCUCUUGGACCAGGCUAUACCUCCCAGGCUCCUGUCCCUUCCUGAAGAGUAGAGAGCCUUAAAUUGGUAGUCCUUUGGCCUGAAGUCUGAUACUCUGAGGGCUUUGUGUGUUACCUGUAUUUGCAAGGAGAUACCAGUGACCUAAUAGCCUAUGAUGUGAAGAGACCAGUCACUCAGUCUUGCUUGGGUGGUACUGUCUCUGGACGUCUGUUUGAGGGAUUCUGUUUCUUGAGGCUCCUGGCUGAAAGGGUUCAGCUCCACUCUAGAGUCAGGGCCUGGGUCAGGGAUCAGCAAUCCCACAUCUUGCACUGCUCAGCCCCCUGAUCCAACGGGAUCUUCUUCUCCGAGUUGGACAACUCGUUGCUGCUUGAGGUGGGUAAUGGCAACCUUGCUUAUGAAAACUGAUCUGUAAAGUUCGCCCCCCGCUCCAUAUGAGCUAUUAAAUGUUUAAGAAUGCUGGAUUUUACUUGUGUAUGAACCAGCAAAUAGUACCUGGAAAACCUGCUGUUAGUACAAGUAGAAACAUUUAUGUGAAAUUAAAUAAACCAAACUGUUUUCUAAUCCAGACUUUUCUUGAAGGUAGUAGAUGAACAGAAUGACCUCCAGUUGCCGGCGCCAGUAAAAGUUAUAAUGGACUCCUGGACCUGCCAACAUGGCUUGCCACUCCUAACAGUAAAUCUGACCACUGGGAACAUCAGUCAGGAACAGUUUUAUUCUAAAAAAGGAACAAACAAGACCAAGUAUGCUUAAUUUAGUGCAAUUGUUUUAAUUUUGAUUUCAUAAAGUACUUUGGUGUAUAUUUGAAUAGUAGGUAACUCUUUUUUUCUGAUAAUCUUCUAUUUUUGCCUGAACUAUAAUUAGCCACAGCUUCUGACUCUGCAAAUUAUGUUUUGCACUUUCCUUCCAAAGUAGACAUUGAAAUCCACCUUGGAUGUCAACAUGAAUUAUGGGGUUGUGCCAAAAAGGAGAUGUGAAACUGCACGCAAGAGGGGAGGAGGGAAAUGCAACCCUAGGGCUAAUUUCUGAUCCUUCACACUGUGGUUUGGAUGAUCAUCUGAAAUGGGCCGUUGUAUUGUUUUUGUUCUCUAUUAAGAGCUAUUAGUAGUAUGCUGUAAACCGCUUUGAGAUUUUUCUUAAAAAUAUAAAGCGGUAUAGAAACUAAAUAAAUAGUUGCAUUUUGUCAAAGCACUGUUGAUUCUCUUCACAUUAAACUGAAAGGCGUUUACUGGUGUCAAAUAUAUGAUAUGUGUGCUGCCCCAAGUGUCGUGCACACACAAGGUUUCCAUAACUCCUAUGAUCUCAGAUUUUGUGUCAGGAUCACCUGGCAUUUAAUGCAAGAUGGAUCUUUUGGCUGAUGUGGGAAAAAUGGUGUGCAUAAAUGCGGCACACCUGGAACCUUGGGACUGUAAUUUCUGUGUUCAGUUUUCUGGGCUUCCAGGACCAACCAUAUUCAUGUGAAGGCAAUUUAUUUUAACUGUUUUUAUACCAAAUUUUAAAUUGUAACCUGUCCAGGGAUCUGCUGGUGGAGGGUGAAUAAUAAAUUUGAUGAAAAUUAUGAUGAUUAAAGUCAGAUGUGCUUAACAGUGCUUGCUUCUAUAUGGAUUGUUCCCACUACAUGAAAGCACAUGGCACAGAAAUCCAUGAGACUUGCUUGCAAGUAAAUCCAAGGGCAAGUCCCGGUUCGGAGUGGACCCGUGUGCACAACUGUGGCUUCCCAGUUAUUAGUUAUGGAAAGUGAAGGUUUCUCAUGCAUAUACAAAGCUUGACUUUCCAAAUCUCAUUGUGCUGGUGCUGGGGGCUAACCGAGAGGCGAGGUCCAAGUCCAGUCCGAGGUCGAUGGUGCGGUAUGGAGGCGGUCCGUCAGAGCUGUAGCUGGGUCCAAGGCGGGGAGUCGGAUGGGGUCAGGAACUCUGGCAGAAGAGCAGGACAGGGUGCAGGCAGGAACAGGCUAGCAACAACGUUGCUCCCGCAACCUGGGACUGGGGCUGACUGGCUUUUAUCUGCCCUGAGGCAUAGGGCAGCCCCGGUCCACAAGUGACUCGCCUCUCCUGGCCUGGAGGCGAGCACUCCUCCUGCAGGAACUUAGUUCCCUCCGCCUCUUCCCUGAGCCUCUGCAGCUCAGGAGAGGCUGGAGGGUUACUGGACCCAGAUGUAACCUCCUCUUUCCCUGACGGGGCUGAGAGUGGAGCACCUGCAGGCAAUGGGUCCUCCAUCACCUCAGGGGCCAGAGCAGACUCAGCUGGUGCCUGCACCUGAGGAUCCAGCACAGGUGAGGACCCUUCAGGCUCAGGCCCCAGCCCCGGCUCAGCUGGUUCUGGAGGCGGGGACUCCUGUGCAGGCUGGGAUUCCUCAGGUUCAGCCUCUGAGUCUGAAUCCCAGGCCAUCACACUCAUGGAAGUUGGAAUUGGGGUCUGAGAAAGUUAGUGUAGCUUGAAUCAAAACACACACCAAAACUCAAGUUCCAGAGUAAGCUCCUCUUGCUCAUGCCCAAUAUGAUUAAAGUGAGUAUUCUUUAGGUGCUGAUGCAAUUUGAAAUGCACAUUUAAAACGAUAAAGAAGUUAAAAGGAAAGGCUGAGAGAACUAGAUUUUUUUCUAGAAAACGUUUCCUAAAUGUAAGUUAUUUGAUUGCAUUUGAACCAUUUAUUUACUUAGGUUCAAUAAAUAAUCACGUGUUUUUGUCCUUAAUGAAGCAACAUGUGGACGAUUCCCAUUUCUUGGUUAAGAAACGGAACUGUACAACCUUUGGCAUGGCUUGAUAAGAGCAGCAGUAAGUAAUUUUUUCUCUCUCUGAAUUUAAGAAAGCCUCUACAGUAUUUGCAAAACACAAUCUUGAAAACAGGCUAAAAGCAUAUUAAGAGCAAUUCAAAUAGCAGGGAGAAGGGGAACAAAAUGCCAAAUCUAGAGCUCUGCUGGGUUUGUGGCAGUAGGAAAAGAGGAGAAUGUUUUCCCCUCCCCUCCCUUGCCAGUCUGGUUCAGGGGCUGGCAUAUUUUCUCACCCCUAAUGCAGGUGGAAUAGGAACACUUUAGAUCCAUCACAUUCAAGCACUCCCCAGCACAUUCCCAUUUUGCUUCUGCUGACAUUGGAGCCUCAACAUGGUUAGGAAAAGAAAGAGACACAAGUUUCUGCAGCAGCUGGGGGGGCUUUGUGAUGUAGUGAGGAAGCACUGGUUUUAAUAAUCAUACUCCCAUCUCUUUUGGGAUAUACUAGCUAUAUUUCAGGAACUUGCUGUCUGGUGCAUCAGUUUAAGAUCCAGGCAUAGUCCUGCAGUGUACUGUACUUCAUCUUGUAUUGAUGUUUGGUGGGGAUCGUUAACAACAACACAUUAUUUAUAUGCCGCCCAGCUGACUCGGUUGCCCCAGCCAUUCUGGGCGGCUUCCAACAAAUUAAAACACAGUAAGGCAUCAAGCAUUAAAAACUUCCCUAUACAGGGCAGCCUUCAGAUGUCUUCUAAAAGUCCAAUAGUUGUUUAUUUCAUUGACAUCUGGUGGGAGGAUGUUCCACAGGGCGGGAGACACUACCAAGAAGGUCCUUUGCCUGGUUCCCAAGUUUUUGGAUUUGUUUGUUUUUUGCUUUUUUGUGCAUUGUAGGAAGCACAUUUGUGUAUUUUCAUAUGUUUUAUCUUACCUUAGAAAUGAGCCCACAGUCUUCACAUGCCUACAAAGACCACUAAAUUCAUGCCAACUUUGUUUCCUUCAUGCCACUUGCAGAAAUAUUUCCAGAAAUGAAGAUAUCAGAUUCAGAACAUGAUUGGAUUAUUUUAAAUGUGAAUUGGACUGGCUACUAUAGAGUGAAUUAUGACCAGAAGUCUUGGAGAAGACUGGCCAAAGUGCUUGAAAGAAACCCAAAGGUAAGGUAAUGAUUAUUAUAUAGUCAUGUGACCUUUUAUGUCAAGACAACUUCCUUUUUGGUGUGGGGAGUUCAGCUUCUUUUUAUAUGUGGAGAAUCACUUUUUUCUUUUACCACUGGUGAUUCACCUUCUAAAUGCUGCCACCAAAUAUUUGUACUAAAUAUAUAUAUAUUUUACCAAUGCCUUUAAUUAUAUUCCAGUAGCUGUGUUAAUUUAGACAUGAUAUAAAAAUAGGUCUGGCUGGUUUUGUAAUUAAAUAAAAGUAACAAUAUAUUCUUUAUUUAAUAUCAACUAUACAUAUAUGAUGUACCUUCCCUACAUUAAUUGUGUAUGUAUGCUAACUGAAGUUUGCUUAUCCAGCUAGGGAUUGGCUGAUUGUCUUGCCUGUUAAUAUUAGGCAGACACCUUUGCUGUACUGUUUUUGCUACCCCCAUUUUUUUUUUGUUUAGUCAAGUCUACCCAAACUCUUAAUUUUAUUUAGUAUAUCUGUUAUAAAACUUCAGAUUUUAAAAAAUAUUUUGAUAUAUUUUAUGCCUACUUUAAGAUUUUAUUUUAAUCGUAUUUUGUUAUGAAAAUUUUACAUUUUUUAAAUGUAAUUGCUUUGCUUGAGUGCUAUGUAAACUUUGUUAAGUAAAUGAAAUCAAUGUCCCAGUUCCAAAUGUGCAAUAUCUCACAUUACAUUCAUCUUGGAAUAAUUGAGAACCAUUUCAAUUAAAAAUAUGCAUGAGCUUGACUUCAGAUGCUGCAGAUUUUUUUGAAUAUCUUGAAAUGCAGUAGACGUAUUUAAUGAAUUGUUUGGACCUUUUGAACACGUUGAUUUAAUGGAUGCUCUUUUCAGGCCAUUCCUUCUGUAAGCAGAUUUCAACUGUUCGGAGAUGCCUUUGAGCUGCGAUGGUAAGCAUACCUCCCAAAGACAGGUUUUUGCUAUAUUUGUAAAUGAGCUCCAUACUUUUCCCACUUCUGUCUGUUUCUUCACACACACACACACACACACACACACACACACACACCUUCUUCUGCACCACCUUUUGCUUUGAGAGUGCAGGGUGCUUAGCACAAAAGAGUUAAGGGGAACGUGGACAUGGAUAAUGUUGUCCUAUGUUAGGCUGCUGCAGUUUCCCCAGUUCCUUAGAAUAGCCUCACCAGCUAUGAUGAUCACAGCUGCAAAUUCAGUGAAAGAGCUCCCUCCCCAUUCCUUUCCCCUUGGCUUACUCCAGUGAUGGCCAAACUUGUCCCUCCAGCUGUUUUAGGACUACAAUUCCCACCAUCCCUGACCAAAGGUCCUGUUUGCUAGGGAUGAUGGGAGUUGUAGUCCCAAAAAAGCUGGAGGGCCAAGUUUGGCCAUCACUGGCUUACUCCCUCAACCAGUGUAAAUGCACAAACAGAUUAGCUGCUGGAAAAGGAGUGGGAAACCUUUUGGUUCCAUGAGUCCUGGGAUUCGGUCGACAGGCCCUGAUACAGGAGCAGGGUCUCUUUCUGGUGUGCCUUGACUUCAGCCACUUGGGAAAGGGGAGCAGGGAUGCUGGCUUCUCCCCACCUUAACCUCCCAGCAGAACAGAGUUUCAGUGGAGACUGGGGAGGGCUAUGGAUCACCAAGGGGGAACAGCAGCGUAGCAACCCCCCACUGGCACCUGGGGUGGACCAGUGCAGUAUUGUAGCCUGAAGCUAGGCAGACCCGCCCAUUCCAGAGGAGUGCUUGUUUGAAAUCCCGUCAUUGUCACAAAGCCAAAUUUUGCAACUGAGCGUGCCAUGCCUUGUCUUUAAAAACUUGACAGGCACUGCAUGGAGACUGUUGGUACAUCUUGGUUGCUUCUGUGCAGUCCUGAACAUCUUGUGUCCACUGCCAAGCCUGUACCAUUAUGUGCUGGAAUAAAGAUCUCUUUCUUUACCUAUAUGCAGCAACCGUUAUCUGCAUGUAUUGGGCAUGAGGCAUGACACAUUUUGACCUGGUGGGCCAGAUAUUUCUCUUGCCCCACCACCAUCCUGUGGGCCAAUUCUGACAGGUGAGUGGGAUCAAUUAUCUGAGGUCAUAAUGAUGCCUGGCGAUUGACAAGCAGUGGUCCCACCUCUCUCUCAAAGUUGGCCUAUAGGGCUAGGGGGAGAUAGUGACAAAACAGGAUAGAGUUCUCUGCGCAUUCGCUGACGGCAGCCGUUGGGUGUCAGUCCUGCUUUCUGCAGGGUUUUGGUGUGUGAGAACCAAGCAGGAUUGAACCCUCUGUGUAUCAGCUUUCUGCAGGGAUCAGCUGUGUAUCUGCCUGCCCCACACCUGAUGUCAGGUGGUUAGGGAGCAAUGACCUUGCAGACCAAGUUUGUCCCAUGGGCCAGAGGUUCCCACAGAUUUAGAAUCACAGACUAGUAGAGUUGGAAGGAACCAUGAGGCUCAUCUAGGUCAACUCCCUGCAAAUGCAGGAAUCUUCCGCCCAACGCGGGGUUCAAAUCUGCGACCCUGAGUCUCAUGCUCUACCGACUGAGCUUCCCUACCCCUGUGCUACAAUACACAUGUCUAUGGAUUCUGGCAAUAUUGAUGCAGCGUUACAGUAGAGUAGAGGAAUAAUUAGUUCAAAUUUUUGACUGAAAAAUAUUUCUUCUAGAAGCAGAGCUUUGACUGAAAAUAAAAUAAAUGUUUGGGAUUUAUUUAUAACUCAGGAUCUUUGUCCAUAAAUCUGAAAUCUGGACUUGCUAGGACUCAGGCUAACAGCUUGGCUUCCUUAGCCUGUUACGGUUUCCCCUUCACUGUUCUGUUCAAUCAACUAAGGUGUACACUGAACAUAAUGAAGGCCUGCCCUAUUUGUCUCCCAAAUAUAUAAUUUGCAGCACACUUUUAAGCUGCUUACUCAGAAGCAAGUUCGACACAGCAGACUCUGUGGUGUGCUUAGAAUUAGAACCUUACUCAUAGAGGCUUUUGCCUGUGCAGCCAGCAGCCGAUCACAUAGCGAGUUCUCAUAGACAACUUUGAUCCUGCACUCCAAACAUGCGCUUCCUGGUCUGCCUCUAGCCUGUGUCUUGCUCCUGCCCUCUCUUUGCUCCAGUUCUGUGUCCAGCCCACCUGGCCUCCCUUCUCCAGCCUCAACCUGCUUCCUGACUCUGCUUCCAGCUCCGCUUCCUCCUCCUAUAAAUUGCCUGCCUGGAAUAUCACCAUUCAAUAAUAUUUGAACUGUGAGUAUAUAUACACUGCUGUCUGCUGCACCUAAUUCUGCUGGGACUUCCCUCCAUUUGAGUCCUGACACGUAAACCAUUAAAGUUGGGGUCAUAAUGCCAGCGACACGAUUGCCACAUUAGUUACACUGUGUGGGGUGCAGCACCGUGUAGGAAGUGAUUGGGGUUAUGAAGCUUCCCUUGCUGUUGUGUGAUUUCAGAUAUGUCAGUGUAGACCCUUCAUGUGGGAAGCUGCUUCCAUACGAAGUUUCUCCCAUUGCAUUGCUGUAACUUAAGUUCCUUAGCAUUUUAACAUUGUGCUUGAAUCUGAUUGAUUUCACUUGGAUUCAAGCCUAAAUAACUUUGCCCACAACGUGUUAGAGAAUUAAAAAUUGGCCACAACUUUAUUAAACCUUUCAGAUGCAGGAAGACCUAGGCUUAGGCAUCGGGUGUGUAUCCCUCCCAGCCCCACAGCUGGUGGAACUGGGGCUCCUCAGGGUGAAUGGGAUAAGGGAGGGAUCAUGACCUUUGCAUGGAAGCAAGUUCCGUGGAUUUCAGUAGAAUCUGCUUUCAUAUAAAGGACUCUUUGCAUAUCAUUUCUAAAUGGAGACACUUCAGCUUGUAAACAACCCAGCAUUCCCCUAGCACAGGGGUAGGCAACCUAAGGCCCGCGGGCUGGAUGUGGCCCAAUCGCCUUCUCAAUCCGGCCCACAGACGGUCUGGGAAUCAGCUUGUUUUUACAUGAGUAGAAUGUGUCCUUUUAUUUAAAAUGCAUCUUUGGGUUAUUUGUGGGGCAUAGGAAUUCGUUCAUUCCCACCCCCAAAAAAUAUAGUCCGGCCCACCACAUGGUCUGAGGGAUGUUGGACCGGCCCACGGCUGAAAUAGGUUGCUGACCCCUGCCCUAGCAGAAUAUUCUUUUGUGAGCUCUCUUUAAAGUAUUUCAAGAGCAGACCAUUUAUUUGCUUGUAAUCAUUGUCUAAUAAUGAAAACACGCAUACACAUAUGUACAUAGCUGCUUGUAUGCAUUGCUUAAAUAUGAUUUCUUUUAAUAUAGGUCUGGUUAUACUGAGUAUGAUACUCCACUAUAUUUAACUAAGUACCUUGAAAAGGAAGAUGAUACCUUAGUGUGGGAAUCGGUACUGCAUCAUCUAGAAGUUGAGAGUUGGGGGCUCAUUCAGAGGGAUUAUGAAUUAUACCCAGUUUUAAAGGUAUCUAAAUUCUGAAAUUUAGGGUGCUUACUUUACAAUGAGUACAGAUACUUGUUGGUGUGACAUUUCCCCAUUUGAAUGCAUGCAGAAAAGUGGCCGUUAAUGUAACGUCCAAAGAGUUAGCUAUAUGUCUUGCUGUCCACUUAGGAAUUAUGUGUUAUUUCCAUCCUCAUUCUAAGUAGAAAAAACAUUCACACAAGCAGCAGCAAUAUGUUCUGUUAUUUCGUCAGUGAAAUAAUUUUUUUGAGAUUACAGGGCCAAAUUUUAAUAUAAAUUAGAUAUAAUAAUCUCUGCUAUAAUCGUUGUUACAGUGGUGCCUCGCAAGACGAAAAGAAUCCGUUCUGGGAGUCUCUUCGUCUAGCGGUUUCUUCGUCUUGCGAAGCAAGCCCAUUGACGGAUUAGCGGAUUAGCGCUAUUAGCGCUAUUAGCGGCUAUUAGCGGCUUUUAGCGGCUUUUAGCAGCUUAUCAGCUUAUCGGAUAAGCAGAUAAGCGGCUUAGCGACUUAGAAAAAGAGGGGGAAAAGGGAAAAAAAAAACCCAGGAACUCGCAAGACAUUUUCGUCUUGCGAAGCAAGCCCAUAGCAGAUUCGUUUUGCGAGGCACCUCCAAAACGGAAAACUCUUUCAUCUAGCGAGUUUUCCGUCUUGCGAGGCAUUCGUCUUGCGGGGCACCACUGUAUUGCCAUUCAGUGUCUAAAACGCUAAAUAUUGUACAGAACACAUGGGGGAAAUAUCCUUGUCCAAACAGGCUUUCUAUCACAUGUAGACAAAGGAAAUAAUAAUAAAAUAAAUAUUGGAGGAGGAAAAGGAGAAUGCUAAAAUGAAAACCUAGGUUAAGGUACUGUGGUUAUCUACUUAAGGCUGCGUGCAGUCCCUAUGUACACUUACCUGGGACAAAAAGAAAAUUUAUUUAAGUGGGACUUCUGAGUAGAUAUGAAAAGAGUGUGCUGUUUGUAUUAGAAGAAACGUAAUAAAAGUAGAGUUCAUCUAUAUGUUACAUCUUUCUCUUUUCUCCAAAGAAAUAUUUCUUAAAAAGGAUUUCACCAAUAUGUCAUCAUUAUACAAAUCUCCUUCGUCAGAGCUUUGAAGUACUGGAAGGUGAAUUUUAUACUAUGUAAGUCCUUAAUUUUUUUAAUAAACCAGUAUCCUUAUCAUGGAACGUGCAACAUAAAGGUAAGCCAUCAGUUUAUGUCUAUCAGCUGCACCAUGCUGGGUCUCUAGCACACUGUACAUGAUAUAUGGAAGAGGAGAAAUAAGGUCUGUUUAAUUAUAAAUGACGCAUAAAUUGCAAUGGCUAACAAAAACCAAUGAGUAAAAUCUGUUGUUUUAUGUAAUACUCUUCACAAUCCUAAAUUUGAAAGUUCAGUGCUGAGAACUUUAGAAAAUGCAAGUAGCAACAUUGCUACUUCAUUACUGUCCUUUCCUUUAAAAAAUCCCUGCUAGUUACAGCUUCAAAUCCUUCUGUGAUUUCCCACCUCCACCCUAUCCUGUCCCCGGUCUUGUAAAUUUAGUGCUAGUUGUUCGAGUCACCCUCUCAUCCAAGCAUAUGAACAUAGACUGGGAAUCUAUUCAACCACGGGGUAGAAUCGCAAAUUUGGAAGAAAUUAAAAAGCCACCUGGCCGAACCCCAUGCACAGAAACAGAACUAUUCGCUCAUCAAUUACAUCCUACUUCUGAAAUCAGAUUGUGCAGUCCCGAUGAGAGCAGAUAAACUGGACAAUAGGAACAUAGAAAGCUGCCUUAUUGGUUUAUCUAGCUCUAUGUACUGUAUACAUGUAACUGGCAGCAACUCUCCAGGGUUUCAGACAGGUAACCUUUCCUAGCCUUACCUGGAGAUGCUGGCAAACUGGUACUUGAAUUCAAAGCAGAUGCUCUACCAAUGGGCCGCGGCCAUUCCCUAUAAAUAAACUCACAUAAAAACUCAGGUGCCCAAAGGUGCCUGCAGAGGAUGCAGUUCCAGGUGACUCCAGUGAUGGUGCAUUAGUUAACAUCAACUCUCCCCCCUUUUUUGGGGGGGGGGAGUGCAACACAUUUACUGUAUUUUUUGCUCUAUAGGACGCACCCGACCAUAGUACGCACCUUGUUUUAGAGGGGAAGAACAAGAAAAAAAAUUCCUCCUCCUCUCUGCUCAGCGUCCCUUCAGCGAAGCUGCAGGAGAAACGGAGCCCCUUCCAUUUCUCCUCCCGCUUCGCUGAAGGGGCGCUGCGCAGCUCUCCCUCUUUGCUCCCUCAGUCUUGCUCUCCUGGCUUCAGCGAAAGGAACCUGAGGCCUCCGGAGCGCAGCGGGAACUCAGGCUAUCCCUGAAGCCUUCGGAGCGCAGCGCGAGUUCCUGCUGCGCUCCAGAGGCUUCAGGUUCCUUUCGCUGAAGCCAGGAGAGUCUUGCUCUCCCGGCUUCAGCAAAAGGAACCCGAAGCCUCCGGAGCACGGAGGAAGCGCUCCCUCUGCGCUUUGGAGGCUUCGCGUUGCUAUCACUGAAGCCAAGGAGCCUGCAUUCGCUCCAUAGGACGCACACACAUUUCCCCUUAAUUUUUGGAGGGGAAAAAGUGCAUCCUAUAGAGCGAAAAAUAUGGUAAUCUUUUUUCUGUCUGUCUCCUUUUAUUUAUUCAUUUACAUUUUGUUCUUUCUUCCAAAAAGGGGCAUAGGAACCAUUAUAAAAACUGCAUGUUGGUUGGGGGUCCGUGACUGUUUAGACCUAGCUUCCGAAAUCUUCACCAAGUGGAUGAACAACCCUGAUUUUGAGUGAGUAUGGUGCAUAAUAUCUGUCUGCAAAUUUACGACUGAGAAAAUACUAGCUGGUUACGGAUGAUUUCUGCAGGAGUUCAGUAAAAAGGAUUUUCUUCCCCUUCUGACAGGUCAGAUACAUAUUUGGUAAUAAAGAAUCAUAGAAUUGGAAGGGACCCCUAACACCCCUGCAAUGCAGGAAUAUGCACCUGUCCCGUACGGGGAUUAAACCUGCAACCCUGGCAUUAUCAUCAGCACCAUGCUCUAACCAACUGAUCUAUCCAGGCUGUCGUGUAUUGGAGCAAGUGAAAUUGUCACAAAACGCUUCAUCAAAAAAACGGUUAUUCAGUACACAGAAUGCCUGAGUAGGUUUUCCUUUGCGUUAGGUGUUGAUUCAUUUGGAAGGGGCCACAAUUAGAGUGUGAACGAGGGGUGGAAGUUAGCUUCAGACUUGGCAAUACAGUAGCACAUCAGUUCAUACUAGCAAAGUAAUAGUUAUAGUUAAAGAAGUUCAGUUGUUCUUUGAACAGCAUAUUGCUGCACAAAUAAGUGAAAUUGUAAUAGUCCAAGUAAUGUUCAUCGUUUUCUCCAUUGACUGCUUUCCAUCAUAAUUAACAAACAGUACAAAUACUAAAGGCUUUUCAAUAAAAACAAAAGCUUUUCAAUAAAAAGGAGAGAUCGUAAACACAUUUCUGAAAUAUUCACAGAAGUUUCUUAGUUGAAGAUUUGAAAGAUUUUCAGAAUUCUCAAGUUAAAUAUUUGAAAACACAAAAUUUCAAACUUGGCUUAAUUAUUCUCAUGAUGUUGUCCCCUUUGUACGUAGGUCAUGUUUUUAUAGGAAUACUCCAUUUUAUCAGAAAAGAGUAUAGUAUUCCCAAAUGUGAAUCUUCCAACUAGCAAAUUCUCAUUUUUUGAAAUGGAGAACUUUAAAUUCCUUUUGUCUCAACCGCAGUGUAUGAUGUGAAAUUCCAUCAGCCAUAGUGACAGAUUUCAUUAUGUCAAUAGGUUAUUUUAAAUUGUGAAACAAAGGACUGCAUGGUGCCCGUUCUAAGUGAUAUUCCUUCUCUUGCAGGGUUCCCGUUUCUAUUAGCAGUGCCAUUCAUUGCUUUGGUAUUCAGCUGGGUAGUGACAAAGAAUGGGACUUUGAAUGGCAAAUGUACAAGCGGAAUGAUAGUCAAGGAAAUUAUCACCUACUCUUCGCCAUGAGCUGUACCCGUGAGCCAUGGUUACUUCAAAGGUGACCGUAAUUAACUUACUGUUUCAGUGCAUUUAAAAAAUGUUUGCCAAAUUUGUUGUUGGCAUCCGUCUGUCUCAAAAGACAAUGGAGUGCGCCUGGGGGUGUGGGGGGUGUGCAGUCAAACCGCUGUUUUAACAGCACUGAAGUGACCUCUCCAGGGCUUAAGCCGUAUGGAGGUCCUGGUCUGCCCAGGUGACAAGACCCCAUUCUCAGCCUCACUGAUGUGGUCCAAAGGAAAGCAGAGCAAUACAUUUGGCACCAGCUUGGCUCCAGGAGUUGCUGGAAGGAAGCAUACAAAGUGCCGUUCAAAUGUCUUAGGGACUCCACUACAGAUUUGUUUGAAAAUCAGUAACAUUAUACAUCUUAUUCAUUCAAGUUUUUCUCUGGACAGGGGGAAUUCACUACUGAAUUUUGUGAUCCCUUAUAAUACUACUGAGCGACGCGGGUGGCGCUGUGGGUUAAACCACAGAGCCUAGGACUUGCUGAUCAGAAGGUCGGCGGUUCGAAUCCACGUGACGGGGUGAGCUCCCGUUGCUUGGUCCCUGCUCCUGCCAACCUAGCAGUUUAGAAAGCACGUCAUGUGCAAGUAGAUAAAAUAGGGACUGCUCCGGCAGGAAGGUAAACGGCGUUUCCGUGUGCUGCUCUGGUUCGCCAGAAGCGGCUUAGUCAUGCUGGCCACAUGACCCGGAAGCUGUCUAUGGACAAACGCCGGCUCCCUCGGCCUAUAGAGCAAGAUGAGCGCGCAACCCCAGAGUCGGUCACGACUGGACUUAAUGGUCAGGGGUCCCUUUACCUAUACUACUACUACUACUACUACUACUACUACUAUGUUUUUUGCUGGGUUAUCUGAUCAGUUAUCGUGAAUUUAUGCUUAGUAACUGAAUGGUGCACUGAGGACAAACAACAGAAAUGGUGUGAAAAGCAUUACUCUUUUUUGUUUUGUUUUACACAAUCCAUUUCAUGAGCUCUCCACAGCUGUUGCUCCCCUCUCUUGAUGUGGGUGUAACGCCUAGCAACACAACUAACACAAACCCUAGCUGUCCAAGUCUAGCACACAAUCUUGCAGAGUUUGUUAGGAAGGCAGUCUUCUUCUCAGGAUAAAGUUAGCUAAUGUGCACUCGGAAAUCUUCCCUUCCUCCGCAACACUUCAGAACUUGCUCCUUGAUUAUCAGUUUGGCGGGAUAUCACACAUGCACACAAAGGAUUUUUUUCUUGAACGGGACAUUCUUGGAUGGAAGUUGAAUUACUCUCAGCACUUUGGGGGGGAGGGGAGAAGAGAACAGAACUGGUGGUUUGUCUGUUAACUAGGGGCCUGAGUGGUCUAGUUAAGAAAGUCCAUCUUUAAUUAACAAAGUGGUCUCUGGUGCCUGCAACUUUAGGAGAAAUUGUCCACAGCUGCACCUCUGCGGUCAUAAGACAAAAAUUUAGAGCAAGUUUCCAUUUUACUUAAAAAAAGACAACAUUUUAAGGAUUCUCUAGAUAGGUCAGGCUUCAGCAGGGGCUUCCUCUAAGACAAAUAAUACGUAUUCCAGUGGCUUUGUGCUGGUCCCGUGGGUUACUCGAGAGGCGAGGUCCAAGUCCGGUCCGUGGUCAAAGAUACAACGGGAAGGCAGUCCAUAGUAGCUGAAGCUGGGUGCAGGGCAGGGAAUCGGGUGAAGUCAGGAACAGGCACGCAAGCAGGGAGCCAGGGCAGGUCAGGAGCUCAGGCAGGAAAGCAGGACAGGGUUCAGGCAGGAACUGGCAACCAACAAUGUUGCUCCCGCAACUUGGGACUGGGGCUGGCCAGCUUUUAUCUGUCCCGAGGCAUAGGGCAGCCCUGGUCCUCUGGUGACUCGCCUCUCCUGGCCUGGAGGCGAGCACUCCUCCUGCGGGAACUUAGUUCCCUCCGCCUCUCUGCCCUGAGCCUCUGCAGCUCAGGAGAGGCUGGAAGGUUUCCGGACCCAGAGGCAACCUCAGCUUCCUCUGACAGGGCUGAGAGUGGAGCACCUGCAGGCAGUGGGUCCUCCAUCACCUCAGGAGCCAGAGCAGACUCAGCUGAUGCCUGCACCUGAGGACCCAGCACAGGUGAGGACCCUUCAGGCUCAUGCCCCAGCCCCGGCUGCAACUGGUUCUGGAGGCGGGGAAUCCUGUGCAGGCUGGGAUCCCUCAGGUUCAGCAUCCAAGUCCGAAUCCCAGGCCAUCACAGGCUUACAGAAAGCUACCAGGUUGGUCAGAUUUUGCAUUCACAUGCAGGUUCUUCAUGUUCCUUGUCCAUUAUGCUUUAUCUCAGAAGUGGGGAAUCUUUGGCCCCUCAAAUGUUACUUGAACUUCAACUUUCACCACCCCUAACAAACGUGGCCAAUGAUCAAGUUUGGUGGGAGUUGCAGUUCUGCUGCGCACAUUCAAAGCAAUGUACAGUGGUACCUCUGGUUACAUACUUAAUUCAUUCCGGAGGUCUAUUCUUAACCUGAAACUGUUCUUAACCUGAAGCACCACUUUAGCUAAUGGGGCCUCCUGCUGCCGCCGCACCGCUGCUGCGUGAUUUCUGUUCUCAUCCUGAAGCAAAGUUCUUAACCUGAGGUACUAUUUCUGGGUUAGCGGAGUCUGUAACCUGAAGCGUAUGUAACCCAAGGUAUCACUGUAGUAGCAAAGUCUCCCUGGGAGCAUUAGAACUUGAUGAUGACAUUAUUUGGAAUGUACAUACAGUGGUGGCAGGAGCCCUGUGUGCUAGCUAGCCACUUGUAGGCAGCUCUGAUUAAUUCUUAAAAGGCAACCAGGAGGACAAAGGGGCAGCUCUCUGACCAUCUCAAAGAAAAAUCCAUAAGAGAGUUGGAGCAAGGCAAUGGAGUAAGACACUGGACGCCACAUCUCAGUAGAUCAGAUCUGAUGUGUCCACUUUGCAAUCCCAGUUCACUGGAUUCCUCGCCCAGCCCUAUUUGUCUCCCCUCCAAAAUGUAAAAUGUAUGAAGAUGGAAGUCUGGUGCUCAUGUUAGAAGUGUUUUGGAAAUUGUUUUCUUUAUUAUAAUUUUUAUGUUUAUUUUGAAUAAACUUCUCUUUAGAUUCUUGCAGUAUAUCCUGAACGAUUCUGUAAUUUCACCAGAUCUUGUAUCAGAAGUAAUUAGACACGUGGCAGAAAGUGAGGCUGGCCACUGGAUAGCAUGGAAAUUCAUAACAGAAAACUGGUCACGUUUAUAUAAAAGGUAUGGCAAGCAACUGUUUUAUGUAAUUUCCCUUUAACUUGAUUUUCUAAUGUUAAUCUGCUGGGUCCGGUAGAGUUGAAGUGUUAAUUACUUUGCAAAUGUUUUGUUUUACUUGGCUAUCAACAGAAUAAGGGAUAAAAUUCCUCCCCCCUUAAAAACCCAGACACAAUGGUGGUGUGCUUGAGAAUCUAUUAAGCACAUUAAUAUACUAGAAAAGAGAAUAAACACCACAGCACUAAAAAAUGAACAGAUAUUUAAAGUUAUAUACUUGAAUAUAUAAAUGAAAAGUAUCCAAAACUCAUUGGCUUGGAACCAACAUAUCUCAAAUCCAUUUGCAGAAGAAGUGGAAGUUCCUAAUCAUGGAAAACAGUGGGGGAGGCCACCCCCCUUUCCACUUUGUCAUGGGAUAUUCCAAAGUAUCUCCCAUACUGUUUCAGAGUUUUCUAACUCUGCAGAUUAGGUUUUUGUUGGGCACUUGGGGAUGCAGGGAAGGUUGGGGGGGGGGAUAUUUACCUGCCUCCUUUCUGCUCACACAAGCAUUUCAUGAAUGAAAUUCAGCUCAUGGGAAUCUCUGGAGCCAAUCCAUUAUCUAGAGCAGGGGGUGACAAACCAUUUUCCCCACUGAGGGCUGCAUUCUCUUCGGGGGGAAGUGGGCAGGAUACAUGCAUCCCUGAUACCAAUAUAAUCCAGAGACGAAAUACUCAAGAAUCACACAGAAAAUAGGAUACGGAAAACAUAAUAAGGGUGUUAAACAUGGGCAGAACCUCAGUUAAAUAUUUUUAUUUACUUGAUUUAGGGGGGGCCCCCUUGGCUACAUCCGUGGUGUUAAAUCAUAGAACAUUCAUUCCCUUAACAAGGUGAAUUGUUUACUCUGGUUAAUACAUAUGAACGUUCUGUCAAACUUUUGCAAAAUAUGCUUGAGUGAAAACAGACGAGUGGCGCACGCACAACAUUUUUAUCAAAACGUUUUCUCUUUAUAAACAUGCUUUCUUUUAUAGGUGCUCCUUUGAACCAUUAUAUGCUUUCAUGAAUUCUGUCAGUACAGACUUCGAGGUUCAAGUGGUAAGUAGAACAGACACAGCAUAGAACGGUAGCUCUGAAAAUGAAGGAUUUAAGCCCUUAAAAAAACAAAAAACUUAAAACCAUGUGGAAUAGAAAGAAUAAUGCAGCUGAGUUUCUUAGGUCGUUCCGUUGCUUAGAAGCCUUUGCCCAUCUCUGAUCCAUAUCAGCAGGGGCUGGAAUCUUCUCUUCAAUUGCCCCAAAGCCAGAAUGGAUAAGAGUCCUGUGAAUUCCUUUUCUCUGUUCUUCAGUGCCCCCCCCCCCAAUGUUGUCCUUCUGUGCAGAGGAGGGUAGUUAAAUGAGGGUUGGAGGUGGCAGAAAUGUAUGUAGGAUUUUUAAAAAUAAUAAUAAUUAAAGAGAGAGAGUGGAAGUGAAAACGCAAUACUUUGAAUAACAUCUGCCAAUUUACCACAAACAUUAAUUUUAGGUCCAGGUUUUUCUUAACAAUACCCUUGAACCAGAACAAAGAACAACCCCUACAGAGAUGCUGCAGAAAGCAAAAUCUAGAAAUGAAGAAAGAAAAGAAUCGGUUACUAAAAUGGUGAAGUGGCUACAAAGAAAUAUGGACAUUUGACAUUUGAUAAUUCUUCCAGAUAUCUGUGUUUUUUGGUAACUGCUUUAGUAGGAAUUUUUUUUUUUAAGGAGCACAUAUUUUGUGCGUAGAGCUCCUACUUCAUGUUUUAAAUGGUGGUAGUCUUGCGAUAGUGUCUGUGUAAAUCAGGCUACUGUGGAGUCAAAUUUCUACUCAGAACAUUGCCAUACAAGACAGAAUGAACUAAAAAAAUAACCCCGUGCCUAAACAAAGGUAAAAGGAAACUCAAGGAAUAUCUUGACGCUUAUGUCAAAUGGAUGGAAUGUAGCAAGCCUUACCAACUGAAAUGAAGAAUAGCAACUAGAAGAAGCCAUUGUUGUCAGUUUGCUAUGUGAUGUGGGACUCUUUGGGCUACACAUCUGUAAAAUUUCAACUUUCUUGCCUUUUAAAACGCACUAAGGGGGGCACCUCAGCUCACUGAACUUGCCAACCCCCCAGAUAUUCCUUCCACAUCAACCUCCUAGAGCUUCCCCUUCCUACCCCAAGUAACUACUAAACUCCCUUUUCACUUUCCCUGCCCAGUUUCUGAAGCCACUUCUUCUAUUCUGCAGCCCCACUAUCUCUCCCCCCCACAUUGACACUGCUAAGCACCCUUUCCACAUUCUGUCCAGUUAUGAAGCCACCAUCCCCCUUGUUCUUCAGAAGCUUUCAUCUUCAACCCCAUUUCCAUACCUCCUCCUUCUACCUUGCACCCCCAUUUUCAUGUUCACUUCUUUAUUUCCUACAGCCCCUACUUUCCUCAACUCUCCAUUGCACACAGAUCACCCUUUUCUAGGCCUUUUUCUCUCCUAUUGUCACUCCCGUUCUGCGCACACACACCGUUAACCCCUUCACUCUCUGCUUCCUACCAACUCUUUCCUUCAACUUUCCAUUGCACUCAGACUACCACCCCAUUUCCACGCCUCCUCUCUCCUCCUAUUCUGCAUCCCCUUUUUAUGCACACUCCCCAUGCUGGUAUUUGUUACUGUGCCACUAAGCCUAUCAGCUUUUCAGUUGAUGGAUGUUGUACAACAUGGAUGUUUGCUUGUUAAUAAAAUAUAUCUUCUAAAUUAC
Molecule: messenger RNA, 38927 nt
Organism: Podarcis lilfordi (Lilford's wall lizard)
Lineage: Eukaryota; Metazoa; Chordata; Lepidosauria; Squamata; Lacertidae
Source: the annotation of a GenBank genome assembly